UAAGCAAGGUAGAUUGUGAGGUCCAGAGUCUAUCUUAUCGUACGAGGAAACCAUUCAAUAGUCUAUAAGAGGGAGGUAAAAGUUGACCUUGAGCCUGCUGGGACGUCGUUCCAUGUUUUCUCUCUUUGUUGGGUCAGUGAAGAAGAGAGAAUGUCCAGGUAUAUAUAAAGAUGCUGCAAGGCAAAGCACCUCAGAACCCUUUUGGAUGAACUCAGUGUUAAAGGUGAAGCUGGAGAAGAAAAGAGAAGUGUUUUACAUCCGAUCGAUACAAUGAGACUUCCAGCAUCAGCUGUACUUUCUACACACACUUUACCAAAAAUGGAGGGAAGUAGAAGACUUGUGCCUCUAAACAGAUCUGGAAAUAGUUCAACUAAACAUUAAGAUUAUUUUCCACGAGGACCUCAUCAAAAGUAGAAUAUUAAACUUCAUAAUCCUGUUGUAGAUUACAGGACAGUGUGACUUCUUGCUUUAAUUCAGCAGAGCCUGAUGGUUCUCUAUUUGUAAACUGGCAGAGAAAAUUACUAUCACCAAUUAGACAAACAGCAACACACAAAGAGAUUUGUUGAAAGAGAAGCUCGAUCAGCUUCAGUGUCACUUCACGUGGGCCCCGCAGAAGGAAACCAUUGACCUGGAAGAUAUGAUGUACAGAUUACAAGGUUCUAUUGGUAUGAAUUUGAAGUAUAAAGCUCACUCCUGCAACCAACUUGCUUUUGUAAACUGCCUACAGGGCAACUAUGAAGAAGCAAUUCAAAACUUAAAGGAAGCUGAAAAGAUUCUGAGGGAGGACAACAAAGAUGAAUUUGAAAGAAGAAGCAUCAUCACCUAUGGAAACUUUGCCUGGGUGCAUUACCACAUGGGACAACUGACCGAGGCCCAGUCCUAUCUCGACAAGCUGGAGAUGAUCUGUAAACCGCUCAGUGAUGGCCCUCGCUAUACAGCAAUGAUACCCGAGGUGUACGGGGAGAAGGGAUGGUCAUUGUUGGGUUCUGGUAAUAGUCUUUACUAUGAGGAGGCAAAAAAAAGUUUUGAGAAGGCUCUGAAGGAAGAUCCUAAUAACACAGAAUGGAUCAUGGGAUAUGCCACUGUUCUGUUCCGUCUCGAAUCAAUUUCUAGAGCUCCUGCAAAUCACCAGUCAGUAACGUAUCUGCGUCGUGUACUGCGUCUUGAUUCAGGUGACACUGUGGCCAUGGUUCUGUUGGCUCUCAAACUACGAAUACUUAAUAAAAAACAGGAAGCAAUUGAAUUAGUUGAAAAAGCACUGCAGAAAACACCGGAUUUUCCAUACAUGCUUCGGUAUGCGGCAAAAUUUUGGAGAUUAGAGAAAGAUGUGGAGAAAGCCAUUGACCUGUUGAAGAAAGCAUUAGAGAUAACUCCAGACAGCAUCUUCUUACAUCACCAGAUUGCGUUGUGUUAUGAAAUUAAACUAAAGCAACUGAUUCCCAAUCCUUUCCCCCAAAAUGGUAGCAAUUGUGAAGACCAGCAGAAAACUGAGCUGAUCAGAAAAUGUAAGCAUCACUUUGCAAAGGUGGGUGAACAGCGUCCAAGUGCAGUCAAGCCACAAAUGGAUUUUGCACAAUUCUGUGUAAGGAUUGAAGAGUAUUCGAAAGCGGAGGAAAUAUAUGACAAGCUGCUGAAGUUAGUAAACAUUAGUCCACGUGACAUGCAGGAAAUAUGUUUAAAAGCUGGCGUAUUUCAAAAGCAUCAGAUGAACUCGGAAUCAAAUGCCAUUACACUAUUUCUGAAAGGCCUGAAAAUUGAACAUGAGUCAAAUGAACGGCAAAAGUGUCACAGACAGUUGGAGCAGUUGCUAAACAGGAAGCUUCAGAGGAAUCCACAAGACAACGAAGCCCUUCAUGUCAAAUCAUUAUUGAAUGAGAUGGAUGAGAACAGCUGUAAUGCUAAUGGAGAUUGAUCCUGAUCAUAUAAAAUAUCUCAAUGCUUAUAAUAAAUUAUCUCUUUUUCCACUGAUAAAAUGAUGCAUGACAGCUGUAUUGAUUCUGUCUAAACAAAGGCAGGCUGGACCAUUUUCUUUCAUUAAUAAGAGUUUGUUAGCCAUUUCUUUUAACAAAGGUAAUACAAUUGAUUGUAAUUUUCAAUGAUCUUGUAAUUAUCUAAAUUUCUGAGCUUUGUUUUGGAAUGCUGAUGUCAAUAAUAGCAUAAGACUGUACCUUCAGAAGUUCCAUUCAAUGUGAAUUUUGGAGAAUUAUACUACACAGAGCAAACUCAGAGAACCCUAUGAAUCCUCUAUGUCAGAAUCCUUUACUUAAUUAAUCACAAGUUGUACUUUACUUUUCAGAUUGUUUCUUAUAUCUGCGGAACAAGUGUAACUUUUAAAGAGUAAUGUUUGGAUUAGAGUUGAAUUUCGUAGAUGUCUGGGAAUUAUGAUUUUGAAGUAGAGGUUGUAUCUGUCCAGCACAAAUCAACAGAAUUAGAGCAAAAUAUUCUUAGUUACACAAGUCCAGUGCACUAGAGGUAAUGAGGGUAUGAGUGCCAGUUUUGUGUAAUUUCUGAAAUAUUAUAAUAGAGAAGGGGGAUAGUGGCUGAUAACAUUUGACCAGCCUGCCCAGGUUAGAGUGGAGUAGUUCUUUGCAUUCCUGUAAGUGGACUAUGCAAGUAGGAAUUAUUUGUUUAUUCAGUGAGUGCGGAAUAGGCCCUUCCAGCCCCUUGAGCCACGCCGCCCAGCCAUCAUCCGAUUUCACCCUAGCCUAACCACCGGACAAAUCACAAUGACCAAUUACCCUACCAACUUACAUCACCAGAUUACUUUGUGUUAUGAAUUUAAACUAAAGCAACUUGAUUAACAAUCCUUUUCCCAAAAAUGGUCGCAAUUGUGAAUAUCAGCAGAAAACUGAGCUGAUCAGAGAAUGCAAGCAUCACGUUGCAAAGGUAGAGGAGCAGCGUUCAAAUGCAGUUAAGCCAGAAUUGGAUUUUGCACACUUCUGUGUAAUGAUUGAAGAGCAUUCCAAAGCGGAGGAUUCCUUCGACGGUGGGAGGAAGUGGGAGCACCCAGAGGAAACCCAUGAGGUCACAGGGAGAACGUAUGGGCUUCUUACGGGUAGCAGUAGGAUUUGAACCUGGUUCAGCUGUAUGUAACGCAUGUACCAAAUACUACAAUAUUGUGCCAUUUGGGAUUAAAUAAAUAACCAUCCUGUAUUCUUAGCAGCAGAAGAGAAGCAGAAGAUCAAUCCAGAAUGAGAUAUUAUAGAGCUAUUUGUCAAGAGAUGAGGAACAGAGCCAAAGGGGGUGAGAAGGAGCAGGAUCUAAGGGGACCAAGUGCAAAACAUGCAUAGAUCCGAAAGUACUGAGAGCCUGGACAGUGGUGCAGUUCUAUGGUACUGCUAUCCAUGGAAAAACAUCCUACAGUACACUUGUGCUCUGCUGAAUACCACGUGUCAUGUUUGUAUGUGUUUUGAAUGAAGUACAAUUACAGAUAACAUUAUGGAUGAAUAUCACUUCAUUUUUGUAUUGAGAAGUGCAAGGGGAAUUGCCACAGGUGCAACAUUAGAGCUAAUUAAGUAAUCUGCACAGUCACAAUUGUUCUAUAUGAAUUAUAUCAA
This is a messenger RNA of Hypanus sabinus (Atlantic stingray), 3557 nucleotides long. RefSeq names its product interferon-induced protein with tetratricopeptide repeats 1-like. The transcript has 4 exons. Gene Ontology annotation, cellular component: cytosol. NCBI's taxonomy places the organism in Eukaryota, Metazoa, Chordata, Chondrichthyes, Myliobatiformes, Dasyatidae. The record is from RefSeq and is a predicted model, not a curated record. Gene Ontology annotation, molecular function: protein binding. The coding region runs from base 638 to 1912 and encodes 424 amino acids. Gene Ontology annotation, biological process: defense response to virus.